UGCUGUAAUAGUGCCAUUCAUUGCGACCCUCGGCAGAAUUUUCAAGGAACACGAUGGGUGGUGGCAAUGUUCACGUCGUGGAGACCGAGCUGGAGUGGAACCAGAAGCUGAAAGAGGCUGGGAGCAAGCCGGUUAUCGUGGACUUCACUGCCACAUGGUGCGGCCCCUGCAGAAUUAUCGCGCCUGUUUUUGAGCAACUCAGCACAAAGUAUCCAUCAGUCGUCUUCCUGAAGGUGGAUGUCGACAAGAACGAGGCUGUAGCUGCAGCAUGCGGAAUCAGCGCUAUGCCCACCUUCCAGGUGUUCAAGGACGGCAAGAAGAUCCAUGAGAUGGUUGGAGCUUCAGCGGACAACCUUGAACAGCUUGUUGAGCAGUUGUCAAAGAGCUAGACUGGCACGGAUUGCCCCAGCAACCGCCCAAGUUGGUGGUGUUGACAUCAGUAGGAGUAAAGUAGUUCAUUUCUAGAUGUACCUUCGCAACUGUUGAGCUGUCAUUGUUUUCUGGCUGCUGAUGCAUUAGGUUGUGCAUGGCCUUCCAUGUUUGCUGCACUUCAGGGCAUGCUCCCUGCAACCUUUGCUUACAAAGCCUCGAGUGUCUCUGCUCACAGGCAUCCGGAUCCAUCCAUUCUUUGAGUUGCACCGUCACUGCUUCGGUUGGGAGCAUCACAAAUUAUGAUGCUCUGGGUUGUAGGAAAUAAAACACUUUGUUAAGAGUAAGUGCCGGUGACGAUUGCAAUGUGCAGCUUUGGAAAGGAGCUCCCUCU
This is a messenger RNA of Coccomyxa subellipsoidea C-169, 763 nucleotides long. RefSeq names its product thioredoxin. The record is from RefSeq and is a predicted model, not a curated record. Lineage: Eukaryota; Viridiplantae; Chlorophyta; Trebouxiophyceae; Coccomyxaceae. Bases 54 to 389 code for a protein of 111 amino acids. The transcript is spliced from 4 exons. Gene Ontology annotation, molecular function: protein-disulfide reductase activity.